Molecule: messenger RNA, 1870 nt
Organism: Nicotiana attenuata
Lineage: Eukaryota; Viridiplantae; Streptophyta; Magnoliopsida; Solanales; Solanaceae
Product: DNA polymerase I
Exons: 16
Coding region: 245-1552 (435 amino acids)
Biological process (GO): DNA replication, Okazaki fragment processing
Molecular function (GO): DNA binding; 5'-flap endonuclease activity
Source: RefSeq, a predicted model, not a curated record
CGCCGCUUGUGUAUUUGCCUAUUUGGCUAAUAUUUACUAGUAAUAGAUACCAAAAAUGUUCACUAGUACGUAUUAUUUUUGAACUUACCCUGAACAUAAGGACCAUUUUUCUCGGAAGGAAGAAGAAAGAGACCUUGUUCGCGGUCUGUAAUCCAAAUGGCUCUGCUCUUGUAAAGCAGAUAUCCCAGGUGAAAAAGCAUUUUGUUGAAGUUGAAGUGUAAUAAGGGAGCAAGUUUCAGAGCACAUGGCAUGUCAUCAACUGUCACAUUGUUUGAGGACUCUCUUUCACUUAGGGAGUAAAAAUAUAUGGGUUGCUCUGUCGCCUAGUGGCAAUUUCACUUCUUCCCGUUUCAGAAAGUUACAUCCCAUUUGUUCUUUAUCGACAUCUCCUCUUAAUAGGGGUUACUGCAGAGCCGUUUCUUCUGCUAAUAAUGUUGAAUCAGAGCAAGUGUUACAUAGAAAUGUGCCUUUUGAUUUUCCCCAUACUCAAAUUAAGUCGCCCAAUCUUGAUACUUCGAAUGGCAGAGUCAUGCUCAUUGACGGAACCUCAAUAAUUUACCGAGCUUAUUACCGGCUGCUUGCUAAACUGCACCACGGUCAUCUUUCACACGCUGAUGGCAAUGGAGAUUGGGUACUGACUAUAUUUACAGCAUUGUCACUUAUUAUUGACGUUCUGGAGUUUCUUCCUUCACACGUAGUGGUUGUUUUUGAUCAUGACGGAUUUCCCUUUGGUCAUACAUCUCUUUCAACCAAACAAAAUUUGGUUGCAAAAGGCCUGAAUUUUCGUCACAAUAUGUACCCCUCUUACAAAAGCAAUCGUCCUCCAACACCUGAUACAAUUGUUCAAGGACUUCAAUUUUUGAAAGCUUCCCUUAAGGCCAUGUCUGUCAAGGUGAUUGAGGUGCCAGGUGUUGAAGCUGAUGAUGUUAUUGGAACCUUGGCUGUUAGGAGCGUUGAUGCUGGAUUCAAGGUGCGAGUUGUUUCCCCAGAUAAAGAUUUUUUCCAGAUUCUGUCUCCUUCAUUACGCCUUCUACGAAUAGCUCCUCGUGGAUUUGAGAUGGUCUCAUUUGGAAUGGAGGAUUUUGCUGGAAAAUAUGGAGGACUAAAACCGUCUCAAUUUGUUGAUUUGAUCUCACUUACGGGUGAUAAAUCUGAUAACAUACCAGGUGUUCAUGGGAUUGGAGAUGUACAUGCAAUUCAGCUUAUUAUGAAAUUUGGAACACUAGAAAACUUAUUGGAACGUGUUGAACAAGUUGAGGAGGAGCGAAUUAGAAAGGUAUUGCUAUCCAAUGCGGAGCUGGCUAGACUAAGCAAGGAUCUAGCAAUAUUACGAUGUGAUCUGCCAUCCUACAUGGUUCCUUUUGCCCCUGAUGACUUGAUAUUUGAGAAACCAGAGGAUGGCGGGGAGAAAUUUACUAGCCUCUUAACGGCUAUUAGUGCUUAUGCUGAAGGAUUUUCCGCGGAUACCAUAAUUAGAAGAGCUUUGUAUUUGUGGAAGAAGCUUGAGAAGCAAAAUACAUAUACCCUGCACCAGAAACUUCUAUCAGCCUGAUCGGAGACUCUGAGAUCCUGAAAAUCGAUGGUGAUACAAUUCCUAGUUCUUCUGUUCAUAGCUUUUUUUUAGAUUAUAGAUUAUCAUUGAAAACAAAAAUGAAUGUAGGGUAUACUGGUCAGAGCACCUCCUUGUAAAAUAUACCAGUGAGCAUUCUGCAUUAGUAAUUGGUCUUUUACUGAAACGUGCUUUCAUAUUGCUGAAACAUGAUAUGCAGUAGCUUUACUGGAAUUGGGAAUUAAUAACAGAAAUCCAAAAAAUUGGAUUUCCUUUCUGCCAUUUGGAUGGAUAAAGAAAUUCAAGGGAAAAUUGAGAUUA